AUGCUAUUCAGCGAAUCAACUUUGCUAGUCACUUCGAGGCUCUGCUUCAAGUCCACUCUUGCAAGCAGGUCUCUCAGACCCUCCCACAAUCUUUCAGCCAGAUUUCAAUCAACAACAAGACCCAGGUAUCCAGACCUACAACCAAAUGACUUGUUGCCUGAUGGAACUCCAGACUAUGUCAGACUAAUUCUAACAUCAAGGGUCUACGACGUUAUCGACGAAUCUCCCAUAACAAAUGCAGUUUCUUUAUCGGCCAAGACAAACGCCAAAGUGGUCUUGAAGAGAGAGGACCUUCUUCCUGUUUUCUCUUUCAAGUUGAGAGGUGCUUACAACAUGAUUGCAAAUUUGCCAGCUGAGAAGAGAUCAAAGGGGGUCAUUGCUUGUUCUGCUGGGAAUCAUGCUCAAGGUGUUGCAUUUUCCAGUAAACACCUCAAAAUCCCCUCUAUUAUUGUUAUGCCUACUGCGACUCCCUCCAUCAAAUAUGAAAAUGUCAGUAGGUUGGGUUCCCAAGUGGUUCUCUUUGGCGACGACUUUGAUGGUGCUAAAUCUGAAUGCACAAGAUUAACCAAAGAAAGAAACUUGACCAAUAUUCCUCCUUUUGAUCAUCCAUUGGUCAUUGCUGGCCAAGGCACUAUUGCCAUGGAAUUGUUGAGACAAAUAAAGUCUGGUGCUCUUUCUGCUGUUUUUUGUGCAGUUGGAGGUGGUGGUCUAGCCGCCGGUAUUUCUUCUUAUUUAAAGAGAAUUGCUCCUCAUGUCAAAAUUAUCGGUGUAGAGACCUUUGAUGCUGAUGCAUUAUAUCAAUCCAAAAAGGCUGAUAAAAAGGUUUUACUCAGCUCCGUUGGCUCAUUUGCUGAUGGUACAGCUGUUAAAGAAAUUGGUGAUGAAACCUUUCGUGUUUGUUUAGACAACAUCGAUGAAGUCGUUCGUGUUAAUACUGAUGAAAUUUGUGCCGCCAUUAAGGAUGUCUUUGAAGACACUAGAUCUGUUGUUGAACCUUCGGGUGCAAUGACUGUUGCUGGUUUGAAGCGUUACAUUGCUGAACACCCUGAAAUCGACCAUUCUACCAAGACUUAUGUUCCAAUUUUAUCUGGUGCAAAUAUGAAUUUCGAUAGACUAAGAUUUGUUAGUGAAAGAGCUGUGCUAGGUGAAGGUAAAGAAGUCUUUAUGCUUGUCACCAUUCCAGAUAUUCCAGGUUCAUUUCAAAAGUUACAGUCUGUUAUUCACCCAAGAUCUGUUACCGAAUUUUCUUACCGUUAUAACGAUAGAUCAGCAUCUAAUGCGACUCCAGAUAAACCAAGUGACGCAUGCAUUUAUACCUCAUUCAGUGUUAACAAUAGAGGAAAGGAAGUUGCUGAAGUUUUGGAAGGAUUGGAUAAGAUUGGAUUUUCUGCAAUCGAUAUAUCUGAUAACGAAAUUGCUAAAUCCCAUGGAAGAUAUUUAGUUGGAGGAACUGCUCAUAUUGAAGAUGAAAGAUUAUUAAGUUUUGAGUUUCCUGAAAAACCAGGCGCAUUAACUAAAUUUUUAGAAAAUUUAAAAGGUCAAUUUAAUUUAACAUUAUUUCAUUAUAGAAACCAUGGUUCAGAUAUGGCCCAAAUUUUAACUGGUAUAGUUAUUCCUAAAAAAGACGAUGCCAAAUUUCAACAAUUUUUGGAUACACUUAAUUAUAAAUAUACAGAUGUUACAGACAAUAUUAUUGCUCAAAAGUUUUUAAGAGCUUAA
Ascoidea rubescens DSM 1968 is the source of this 1719-nucleotide messenger RNA. RefSeq names its product threonine ammonia-lyase ILV1 (gene ILV1). The record is from RefSeq and is a predicted model, not a curated record. Bases 1 to 1719 code for a protein of 572 amino acids. NCBI's taxonomy places the organism in Eukaryota, Fungi, Ascomycota, Saccharomycetes, Ascoideales, Ascoideaceae. Gene Ontology annotation, molecular function: threonine deaminase activity; pyridoxal phosphate binding. Gene Ontology annotation, biological process: L-threonine catabolic process. The transcript has a single exon.